CUAAUCUUCCUGCUCAGCAUCUCUGCUGGCUGUCUGGGCGAUCCUUGUCUUUCAUGUGAACACAGGACAUGUUUACCGGACAACCCCUGUUUAAGGGAUCUUUCAUUGUUUAGGAAAGAAGGAACGUUUUUGGUGCACAGUCAGCAUUAUUUUUACGGAUCAGCAUGUGGCCCAGUGGAAAGUCAAAAAAUCAAAGGAAGUGACAAAUCGGCACCCUAACACUGAAGCCUCAAAGACCUCUCAAGAUUUCCUUAACCUCACCUUGAGCGCAAGCAGAUCGGCACCCACCCUGCAGCUAAGGAUUAUGCCCAUAUAGCCUCUUCUGUUUUUGCAUGAUCUGACGUGGCAUUAAGCGACGUUGAAACCAUGGCGGACCCCUACCAGAACAACAUCUACCACCAAGGAGACGGAGACAGCUACGGGACUUACGGACAUGGAUCGGAUGGCUACGGUUACCAGACAGACUACCCACCCCAGGAGGAGGAUGCAGCCAGUGAUGCCACCGAAGGGCACGAUGAAGAUGAUCAGAUGUACGAAGGGGAGUACCAGGGCAUCCCUCACCCAGAUGAGGCCAAGACUGCCCGGAGGGCGGCAAGAGCGAAAGCCAGAACUGCGGCAGACACGGUAUCAGAACAAGAGGAGCUGGCGGAACAAUACGAGGACAUCAUGGAGGACUGCGGACAUGGAAAGUUCCAGUGGAACUUGUUUGUGGUGCUGGGUCUGGCUUUAAUGGCGGACAGCGUCGAAUGCUUUGUAGUGGCCUUGGUGUUACCUAGCGCAGAAAAAGACAUGUGUUUGUCACACGGCGAGAAGGGAAUGCUGGGUCUGAUAGUGUUCCUGGGAAUGAUGUUCGGGGCUUUUAUAUGGGGCGGUCUGGCUGACAAAGUAGGCAGACGGAAAUGUCUGAUUAUCGUCCUGGCCAUGAACAGCAUCUCUGCAUUCUUCUCCUCAUUUGCCCAGGGAUACGGAUUCUUCCUCUUCUUCAGGCUGUUCUCUGGCAUCGGCAUCGGAGGCUCCGUCCCAAUCGUGUACUCGUACUUUUCUGAGUUCCUGCAGAUGGAUAAGAGGGGGGAACAUCUCAGCUGGCUCUGCAUGUUCUGGAUGAUGGGGGGCAUCUAUGCCUCUUUCACCGCCUGGGGCAUCAUUCCUAGAUACGGUUGGGGUUUCAGUAUGGGCACAGAGUUCCAGUUUCACAGCUGGAGAGUGUUCGUGUUGGUUUGUGCUGUCCCAGCAGUAGCGGCUUUAAUUGGGCUCAUGUUCAUGCCAGAGAGCCCCCGCUUCCUGCUAGAGAACGCUAAACAUGAUGAGGCUUGGAUGAUUCUCAAACAAGUUCAUGAUACCAACUGGAGAGCAAAAGGAGAGCCUGAGAGAGUGUUUACUGUAACACAAAUCAAGACUCCAAAGACACAGGAAGAUGAGUUUAUUGAGAUUCAGACCGCAACUGGAACGUCUUUUCAGAGAUGGGUUGUUCGGACUUUAACAUUGACCAAGCUGGUCAUCAAAAAUGUUUGUUCCCUCUUUGGUCGUGAUCUGAGACUCUCUACUUUGCUAAUGGCUGUUAUAUGGUUCACAAUGGCAUUUAGUUAUUACGGGCUUUCGGUGUGGUUUCCCGACAUGAUAAAGCACCUACAGCACGAAGAAUACAAAUCCAAGCUCAAAGUGUUUCACAGAGAGAAGGUGGAGCAUUUUCAUUUCAACUUCUCUUUGGAAAACCAAGUUCACAAAGAAGGAGAAUACAUCAACGACAAGUUCAUCAACAUGGAGAUGAAGUCGGUGAAGUUUGAAGACUCUCUGUUUGUGGACUGCACCUUCGAGAACAUCAGAUCCACAGAAACGUUCUUCUAUAACUGCACCCUCAUUAAGACUAAGUUCUUUGACACGGAUAUGUACAAGGAGAAGUUUAUUGACUGUACAUUUGAGAACGUUACCUUCGAGCACACCCGGAAGGGAUGCCACUUAGACUACGAUGAAGAGAAUGACGUUCUCAUCUACCUGGUCAGCUUCUUGGGCAGCUUGGCUGUUUUGCCCGGAAACAUAAUCUCGGCACUUUUCAUGGACAAAAUUGGGAGAAUUAAGAUAAUAGGCGGUUCGAUGUUAAUUUCUGCUGGCUGCACCUUCUUCCUUUUCUUGAGCUUCAGUCAGGCGGCUAUCAUAGCCUGGCAGUGUUUGUUUUGUGGAGUUAGCGUAGCAGCGUGGAACGGCAUCCAGGUCAUCACGGUGGAGCUUUACCCGGCUUCAAAAAGAGCCACAGCAUUUGGAGUCUUGAAUGCCAUUUGUAAGCUUGCAGCUAUUUUGGGGAGCUCGAUCUUCGCCUCAUUCGUUGGCAUUACCAAAGUCAUUCCUAUUCUCCUGUCCUUCGGCGCUUUGGUUGGCGGAGGAGUCAUCGCUCUGAAACUGCCCGAAACCAGAGAGAAGCUCUUGCUGUGAAGAUUCAAAGCCAAAACAUGAUACAGCCAAUUGGAUGUUGAUAUAAGUGUGGACUACUCAACUGAUGGCAUGUGCAAAAUUGGACUUUAACAAUAAAAAUGAUGAAAUCGCUCCAUUCACAAAAGGAUGUCCAAAUCCAUAGUGAAUUUCCUUAAUAGUUCUGCUUCAGCGUUACAAUGUGUGAUAGUGUAUCAACAAAUACAAAUUUUUAAGAAUUUGGGCACGGAUUCCAAAUCAUGUUAAAGGUCCAGUGUUUCAUUUUUUUGGAGGAUCUGUUGACAGAAAUGCAAUAUAAUAUACAUAACAAUAUCUUCAGAGGUGUAUAAACACCUUAAAUAAUGAAGCGUUAUGUUUUUAUUACCUUAGAAUGAGCUAUUUCUACAUACACGGCGGGUCCCCUUGCGUGGAAUCCGCCAUGUUGUUUCUACAGUAGCCCUAAAUGGACAAACUGCUCUACGGAGCGCGUUUCGUAAAUACGUAUCUCCUUCAGCAAAGAAGCGAAAACAUGAGGACAUCUUAGUUCUGUGUCAGCUGCUUCGAAAGGGAGUGGUGGAGUGAGCCGUUGGUUGCAAUUCGCAACCUCACCACUAGAUGCCACUAAAAUUCAUACACUGGACCUUUAAUAUAAUCACAUGACUAAUAUGUCAUAUUUUUUUCUCAAAAAUAUCUGCACUAGCUACUGAAGUCAAAGUAAAAUCGACUGAGGUUAUUUUGAUAAAAUCCUACACUAAUAGAAAAUGUCCCAGAUUUGUUUUGAGGGAGUAAUGAAUGGGAUUCCGUGUUGCCAGAUUAAGUCUCGACUCUCGAUCCGGUGCCAUGUCUUGGUCAAAUAAUUCAGGUACUGUUUGUUUUUUUAUUGUUUAGCUUGUAUUUUGACCUUCCCUAAACAGCUAGCUUCUCACCCCUUGCGUUUGCUACUAAAAUAACCCACUGAAUAAUGUAUUUCUGUCCUGGUGUUUGCAAACGUCCUGUGUCUGAUUUCAAUGUUCCUAUGUGUUUGGAUGAUCAACGCAGAAUGUCAGCUUGUGUUAGAUGAGUCAUUGCUAUAAAUGUUACCCGGGCUUCCUUUUUUGUAUUUUUGCUCUAAUUGCCCAAUUUCAAUGGUGCACAUUAAAAAAACCUACUUGUAUUUUUCGUCUCACUUUACCUUUCCUACCACCCUAAAUGUGUUGUUUCUUAGUGCUCUCUCUUUAUCUUUUUCAAUUCCUCAUUUUAUGAUUUUGAAUUCUUUGGAAACAAUAAUAAAGACCGUAAUAAUGAGAUAUCCGGACAGUUGUCAGUCAAACGCUGUUGACCAUCUUUUGGGGCCACAUAUCUGUAUUUGUUGUUGACUGAGUUGCAUGUGUGUUACUUACCAAGUAAUAUCCGUGUCUAUUUUCAAUGUGUUGUUGGCGAUGCAAAUAGUCUGGGUGAUUUGUAUGUUUCACUGCAAAUAAAAUCAUAGGUCAGACCACCGAUGUCAAUCAACAUCAUGAUUCAACGAGUCUAAUGUGACCCUCAUGAAUCAUCCAUCAUGACAGGAGGUCAGUUUCAAGAUUCAUAACUUGUGAACAAAUCUGUGCAUGUCACUGUAUCACUGCUUUGCAUACUAUGAUGUACAAACAUUUACCAGAUGGGAGCGAAAGCGUUUCUUUAUACUUGAAAGAAAUACUUCGGAAAAGUGAACAACAUGAAUAUUGCCGUGUUAAAUGUUCUUGCUAUCAAACAAUCUUUUUUCUCCUCGGAGAGCUGGAACUGUCAGAUGUAAAAAACAUUUCUAUAACAAUUAAUAAGGUUAUCAUUUAUACUAACUCCUACAUAAAAAUAACAUAUUCUGUUGUUUUUGUAAGUAUUUAGGUUAUUUCAACUUGCUUCUUCACUUAUUUAUUUAGAUCAUUUCUGGCUGUCGCAGAAAAAGCUUCACUGUACGUUUUCUGUUGAACGUUUUGUUUUGUGACUGUAAAUUACGAAUUACAAAAAUAAACUUAUUUAUGUGUUCUGAA
This is a messenger RNA of Triplophysa dalaica, 4409 nucleotides long. It is a transcript of the gene sv2bb, whose product is annotated as synaptic vesicle glycoprotein 2Bb. Gene Ontology annotation, cellular component: membrane. The transcript is spliced from 13 exons. NCBI's taxonomy places the organism in Eukaryota, Metazoa, Chordata, Actinopteri, Cypriniformes, Nemacheilidae. The record is from RefSeq and is a predicted model, not a curated record. Bases 367 to 2427 code for a protein of 686 amino acids. Gene Ontology annotation, biological process: transmembrane transport; chemical synaptic transmission. Gene Ontology annotation, molecular function: transmembrane transporter activity.